CUCUUCUCUCCCCGAUCCCCCCUCCUCCUCCGCCACCCCGCUUUCCUCCCCUCCCCGCGCAGACGAGGCAAAACAAACAGAAAAGAAGAAAAGAGAGAGAGGAGGAGAAGAAGAAGCCUGGGCAAAUAGAUCUACAACAAUAUUGCAUCGCGGCGGCGGCGGCGGCGGCAGGGUCGGAGGCAGCUCAGCCAGAGGAACCUACAAAGGCGCCCCGAGCUCCCUCCGCCUCGCCAAGCGAGCGGCGCGGAGGACGGGGGGCUUGGCGCAGCUCGCCGGCGUUUCUUCUUCGCCGCCUGCGCUCAAGGAGGAAGGCAGAGCGAUGUCCCGGCUGUCUUUAACACGGUCUCCGGUUUCUCCAUUGGCUGCCCAAGGAAUCCCUCUCCCAGCUCAGCUCACCAAAUCCAACGCCCCCGUGCACAUUGAUGUAGGAGGACACAUGUACACCAGUAGCCUGGCCACCUUGACAAAGUACCCAGAUUCCAGAAUAAGCCGUCUGUUUAAUGGCACGGAACCUAUUGUGUUGGACAGUUUAAAACAACAUUAUUUCAUUGAUCGAGAUGGUGAAAUUUUCAGAUACAUCUUAAGCUUCUUAAGAACGUCAAAACUGCUGCUCCCAGAAGACUUUAAGGAUUUUAAUCUUUUAUACGAAGAGGCCAAGUACUACCAGCUGCAGCCGAUGAUCAAGGAGCUGGAGCGAUGGAAACAGGAGAAGGAACAAAGGAAGCACUUCCAGCCCUGUGACUGCUUGGUUGUAAGGGUGACUCCGGAUCUCGGGGAAAGGAUUGCACUGAGCGGAGAGAAGGCAUUGAUCGAGGAGAUCUUCCCAGAGACAGGGGACGUCAUGUGCAACUCGGUCAACGCAGGCUGGAACCAAGACCCCACCCACGUCAUUAGGUUUCCUUUGAACGGAUACUGUCGGUUGAAUUCGGUGCAGGUGCUUGAACGGUUGUUCCAGAAGGGCUUCAACGUGGCGGCAUCCUGCGGAGGCGGCGUGGAUUCCUCUCAGUUCAGCGAAUAUGUACUUUGUCGUGAGGACAGGAGACUGCAGCCCAACACCACAAUCAGGAUAAAGCAAGAGCCCCUGGACUAAAGACACCCCCCUUCCCCCCUUCCUUUGUGAACGUAGAAGUGUUUUUAAUAGUCUCGUGUGGAAACACUAAGGAUUUGCAAGACAGUAUUAACCUGGGCGACGUUGCCCGAGUGGUAUCUCUCUGAAACUACCUGUCACCAUUGCCAGCCAUGAACUCUUUAUCUGGAAGCAAAAAGACAGCAUACAAAAUAAUAAUAAUAAUGAUAAUAAUGAUAAUAAUUUCAUUUGUUUUAUUAGUCAACUGCUGGGCGGCAUGCCCAGCGUCGUGAAGUUUUGUGGGAUUGUCCUCUCGGCAGGAAAGCGUGCGGAAUGGAGACAAAGCUUCAGUGAAGAACUGGCCUUUGAUUGGACUUUGGUAGAAGGACCAAUUUAACACAAUUCGAAUAUGCCCAUUGAAGGAGUGCACCAUCUGACUUUCUGUGGGACCUUCUCCUCCUCCUCACUUGGUGAGAUCAAGGAUAUGGGAGCUGCCCAAAGGGAGACGGUAUCGUGCCAAGUGUCUUCCCUGCCCCCUGCCCCCGAUGAAUCCCAUGUCCUAUCCUGUCUGACAGGCUUUUGCAUCGCCAUUUGUCCACCCCCGUUACCCUUCUGUGGUUGCCUUUGCGCAUUGUAUCAAAUGGCUUAUUUUUCUACGACGCUUCCAGUUGUCUGUGUACAGAAGCCACCCCAAACAGGGACCAAUUUGUAUUCUUCUGGUGCUGAAUGAACUCUUUGCAAAUUCUUUUCAGUCCCGCACAACCCACCUUUGAAAUAAAUGCAGUGGUUUGACGUUUGCUGCCUUGUCUGCCCACAACUGACGAGAUUGAAUUGCAGCAAAACAUUUGCAAAAAAACCCAAAACAAACGGAAAUGGAGACUCAAAGCAAGUUCCUAAAUAAGAUUGUUCAGCAUUAAACAGGCACUGCCAUGGAACUUGA
Molecule: messenger RNA, 2006 nt
Organism: Podarcis raffonei (Aeolian wall lizard)
Lineage: Eukaryota; Metazoa; Chordata; Lepidosauria; Squamata; Lacertidae
Gene: KCTD15
Product: potassium channel tetramerization domain containing 15
Exons: 5
Coding region: 320-1090 (256 amino acids)
Biological process (GO): protein homooligomerization
Molecular function (GO): protein binding
Source: RefSeq, a predicted model, not a curated record